Messenger RNA from Entamoeba dispar SAW760, 642 nucleotides. RefSeq names its product Sorcin, putative. The transcript has a single exon. Lineage: Eukaryota; Evosea; Mastigamoebida; Endamoebidae. Gene Ontology annotation, molecular function: calcium ion binding. Bases 1 to 642 code for a protein of 213 amino acids. The record is from RefSeq and is a predicted model, not a curated record.
AUGUCUUUGUUUGCUAUCCAAGCUGCUGCUGAUGCUUUUGUCACCCAAAUGAUUCAAGCUGCUGUUAACUCUGAUCCAAAUCUCAAAGUCCAAUGGUGGUUCCCAUUAGUUGAAAGAUUAGAUGCUAAAGAUUUACAAAACCUUCAAUCAUGGUUUAUGAGCGUCGAUAAAGAUAAAUCUGGAACUCUUGAAAUUGGUGAAUUAAAGAAAGCUAAAUUCCCAGGAGGAAUUAAAGUUGAUGAUAAGACAAUUAAGAGAUUAAUGAGAAUCUUUGAUAUUGAUUUGUCUGGAUCAAUUGGAUUCUUUGAAUUCCUUGCUUUAUGGAAUUUCAUGAACCUUUGCAAUGAAACAUUUAAACACUUUGAUGCUGACAAAAGUGGAAAUCUUGAUGCCAAUGAAUUAGUCCAAGCUCUUCCAAUGCUUGGAUUCAAUUGUAACAAGAGAUCAAUUGAUGUUUUAUUGAAAAUGAACGGUUCAUCAUUAGGAUCUAAGAAGGUUUCAAAGAGCCAAUUCAUUAGUGCUGCUGCUUAUCUUGGACAAUGCAGAAGUAUUUAUCAAAAGACCUUUAAUAUGAAGAGAGAAGAAAUUGACAAUGCUGAAUUCGAUAAGUUCGUUAAUUUAGUUCUUGCACUUUCAGGCUAA